UAAGGCCCCAGCCAUAUGCAGCACGGGAACAUGCAGUGACGCCAAGCAGACUAUUUUACCAAGGUGCUGGAAGACGAUCUCAAGGCCGUCGUCAAGCCGCAGUAUGUGGAUCAGAUCCCGAGGGCAAUCAAGGCAGCCGAUAAGUCGGUCCGCAAGCUCAUCGAAGGCCGCUCUCAGAUGGACAAUCUGGAGGAAAUCUGCGAGGUCCUGGAGCUGAAACAUGUCUACGAUCGUGACGUCUCGUUGCUGUCUGGUGGAGAGUUGCAGCGCUUUGCCAUCGGUACUGUGUGCGUCCAGCAGGCGGAUGUGUACAUGUUCGACGAGCCAUCCUCUUUCCUCGAUGUCAAGCAACGUCUCGCUGCUGGUCGCAUGAUUCGCAGUCUGCUCCGUCCCGACGAUUAUGUCAUCGUUGUCGAGCAUGACUUGUCCGUCCUAGACUAUCUCUCAGACUUCAUCUGCGUUCUCUAUGGCAAGCCUGCCGUCUACGGUGUCGUUACCCUGCCGGCAUCCGUGCGAGAAGGUAUCAACAUCUUCCUCGACGGUAACAUCCCCACUGAGAACCUCCGCUUCCGAGAGGAGUCUCUCCAGUUCCGGAUUGGCGAGGCCGGCGAAGAUUUCAUGGUGGACAAGUCACGUGGAUACGGCUACCCAAAGAUGGAAAAGACCCUAGGCGGCUUCCAUCUCAGCAUCGAACCUGGCCAGUUCACCGACUCCGAAAUUCUCGUCAUGAUGGGGGAGAACGGUACCGGCAAGACCACUUUCUGCAAGAUGCUCGCAGGCGCUCUGCAGCCCGACGGAGGAAAGAAGGUCCCUCCAAUGAACAUCAGCAUGAAGCCCCAGAAGAUUACUCCAAAAUUCCAAGGCACCGUCCGCCAGCUCUUCUUCAAAAAGAUCAAGGCCGCCUUCCUGAGCCCGCAGUUCCAGACCGACGUAUACAAGCCGCUUAAGAUGGACGACUUCAUCGACCAAGAAGUGCAAAAUCUGUCUGGUGGUGAAUUGCAGCGUGUAGCCAUCGUCCUCGCCCUCGGUAUCCCGGCUGACAUCUACCUGAUCGACGAGCCCAGCGCCUACCUUGACUCUGAACAGCGUAUCGUCGCCGCCCGCGUCAUCAAGCGCUUCAUCAUGCACGCCAAGAAGACAGCAUUUGUCGUCGAGCACGACUUCAUCAUGGCUACCUAUCUCGCCGACCGCGUCAUUGUCUUCGACGGACAGCCUGCCAUCAAGGCGCGCGCCAACCAACCCGAGUCACUCCUCACUGGCUGCAACAAGUUCUUGAAGAACCUCGAUGUCACCUUCCGCCGCGAUCCCAACUCCUUCCGUCCUCGUAUCAACAAGUACAACUCGCAGCUUGACCAGGAACAGAAGUUGAACGGGAAUUACUUCUUCUUAGAGGAAGAGGCUUGAAAAGGUUGUCCAUGAGCGGAAUAGCCCUCAUCACCAGCACCGCCCUCGCGGGCAUGUGAAGGGCGGUCGUGGGACGAAGAGGGGCAAUAAGAAGCGUGGCUUGAGGGCGCGCUUAGUAGGCCUCAUAGAUGAGGAGAGCGGGUCUGAUGAAGAAGACGAGGAAGAUGACUGUGAGGCUGCAGCGGUCGUCCUCCUGUGUUAACUGCACCCCCGUCCAGCUGCUGGACAAUGUCAAGCAUAUGGGACCUUAACACGGGUCAAGUUAGGGGAUCGCUGCUAGCCGUAAGGCAUGCGGUGAGGCACACCAUCGUGUUCACAAAAGUAUCUCGAACGUCGCAGGCGUUCGAUUCUGCGCUUUUGCUGUAGCCAGCUUAGUUAGAGCACGCUCUGUAGCGUUACAAAGAAUAUAGACGGCUAGCUGAUAUCAUGUGCCCGGUACAUAUCCGUAAUCACGAUGUGGCUGAAGCGAGACCAUCAGCGGGUAAGGGUG
This is a messenger RNA of Trematosphaeria pertusa, 1894 nucleotides long. Its product is annotated as hemin import ATP-binding protein hmuV. NCBI's taxonomy places the organism in Eukaryota, Fungi, Ascomycota, Dothideomycetes, Pleosporales, Trematosphaeriaceae. The transcript has 4 exons. The record is from RefSeq and is a predicted model, not a curated record. Bases 178 to 1404 code for a protein of 408 amino acids. Gene Ontology annotation, biological process: translational termination; ribosomal subunit export from nucleus; translational initiation. Gene Ontology annotation, molecular function: ribosomal small subunit binding; iron ion binding; ATP binding.